AUGCCUGCAAGUUCUAUAUCAAUUUCAUUUCACACUCUUCUUUUUGUCUUUCUCAUUUACUUUUCUCCUGUACAAGUUAAUAACUCCUUGUCUCAAUUUCUUCCUGUUUUUUUGUGUCAUUUUCUUCCUAUCCUCUUUUCUAAACUAUGGCUGAUUCCAAAGAUUCCUUCAGGAUUUGAACCCAAAUCUUCAUCUUCAUCCACCUCAACCACAACCUCAUCCUCACAAAAACAUCAUAGGACUUUUUUUAUGACUCAAAACAUCCUCAGAAUCUUAGUCAUUAUCCUCACUGCAGUUUCAAUUCUAGUUACAGUCACCAACAACCAAACCGUUACGCUCUAUACUUUUCAGUUUGAAGCUCACUUUUAUUACUCUUCAUCUCUCAAGUUCUUUGUUGCUGCAAAUAGUGUGGUCUGUUUCUUGUCGGUGUUGUUACUGUCAUUCAAUCUUCUGAAGAGGAGGCAACAAACACACCAACUAAAAGACUACUACUUCUUCCUAUUUUUGUUUGAUUUGGUGAUGACGGUGUUGUUGAUAGCUGGAUGUGCUGCAGCCACGGCCAUUGGAUUUGUAGGACAGUAUGGAGAAGAUCAUGUGGGUUGGAUUCCAAUAUGUGACAAUGUGAAAAAGUUUUGCAGAAUCAAUUUGGCUACACUUUUGGUUUCAUAUUUGGCUUUUUUAGUCAAUUUGGGACUCACAUGUUUAAUAGCUUACAAAUGCACCAAAACAUGA
Vicia faba (fava bean) is the source of this 732-nucleotide messenger RNA. NCBI's taxonomy places the organism in Eukaryota, Viridiplantae, Streptophyta, Magnoliopsida, Fabales, Fabaceae. The record is from the annotation of a GenBank genome assembly.